AUGGAGAAGAAGAUCACUGAGAAGAUUGCGGCUCUGCCGCCAGAUGCAAACUACUUUUCUUUGGAGUUCUUCCCUCCGAAGACUCGGAUGGGUUUUGCAAACCUGUCCGCACGUCUGGAGCGAAUGGCUCAGGCCCUCCGCCCUCUGUUCGUUACGGUCACUUGGGGCGCCGGUGGAAGCACUGCGGCGCGAUCCCUCGAGCUGGCAGAAGUAUGCCAGCGCCAACUACAGCUGACGACCGUGUUGCACCUGACAUGUACGAACAUGAGCCGCAAGCUGGUAGAUAUGGCCUUGGAUGAGGCCAAGGCGCUUGGAAUCCGCAACAUUUUGGCGCUGCGAGGAGACCCGCCCCGCAGCGAGGAAUACAACAUGCAUGGAGAGGAUGAUAGCAACAAGGACUUCACCUUUGCUGUUGAUCUGGUGCGGUAUAUCCGCCAGACCCAUGGUGACUACUUCUGUGUUGGUGUUGCAGCGUAUCCAGAGGGCCAUCCUGCGGACUCGUUCCAGGAUGUUCAGGAUCCGGCUAAGGAUGUUCCUUACCUGGUCGAGAAGACGUUGGCUGGAGCGGAUUUCAUCAUGACCCAGCUGACCUACGACAUUGAUGCUUACCAGAAGUUUGAGGAUAUGCUCCGCAACCAUGAAUCGGGUGCCUUCAAGACCAUUCCCAUCAUUCCAGGCUUGAUGCCCAUCCACAGCUACAAGAUUCUGACCCGAGUGACAAAGCUCAGCCAUGUCACUAUUCCGCCCCCCAUUGCGAAGCGCAUGGAAGAACUGAAGAAUGACGACGACGCAGUCAAGCGCGCAGGUGUGGAUAUCGUCAGCGAGAUCGUCGGUGGUAUCAAAGACCUUCCUUGCCCAGGGCCGCGGGGAUUCCACUUCUACACCUUGAACUUGGAGAAGACAGUAUCUUUCAUUCUGGAACAGUCCGACUUGAUCCCAGCCCAUUCCGAAGCCGGAGAUUUUGCUAUCGAUGACGGUCCCGCGGCUAUUCCGCAUGAUCUCGCUGGACGUGCAUCACGAAGACGUCGUGCAUCCUCUAUCAACUCGCAACCCCACAACCGUGUCAUUGUCGACCAGCUCUCUGGCCACGAGUCAUCACAGAACUCUGUUCAUGAGGCCCGCGCAGAUAGUGCAGGCAUGCCCGCACAACCGCCGGACCGCAGCACUACUCUCCUCAUCUCAGAGGGUCUUGGUGCGCUUGGCAGAGAAGCCACAUGGGAUGACUUCCCCAACGGACGAUGGGGUGAUGCCCGCUCUCCUGCCUUCGGUGAGAUUGACGGUUAUGGACCCUCACUUCAUGUGACUGCCAACUCUGCCCGUCGACUCUGGGGCCACCCCGUCGACAAUAAGGAUAUGAGCACACUUUUCCGACGCCACGUCUCUGGAGAGCUACACAUGGUUCCAUGGUCAGAGGGCGGCGCCGAGGAAGAUGGCCAGGGCUUGAACGCUGAGACCGAGCUCAUUCGACCAGAGCUGCUGAAACUCAUCGAUGGCCGCGGCUGGUGGACUCUGGCCUCGCAACCCGCAGUGAACGGCGUACACAACGAUCACCCGAUCUUCGGCUGGGGUCCGCAACGAGAGGGCUUUGUGUUCCAAAAGCCGUUUGUUGAGUUCUUCUGUUCGAGCAACGAUUACACCAACAUCCUCAAGCCGAUGUUCGCAAAGCACGGUCACGACAAGCUGACCUGGUUCGCGACGAACAUCAAGGGCGACUUCGAAUCCUCGCUUCCCAUCCAACCCGCUGACGUGGGACUUGAUGACCUCGGCUCUAACCCCGAGAGCGUCAAUGCCGUUACAUGGGGUGUCUUCCGUGGCAAGGAAAUCGUCACUCCGACCAUUAUCGAGGAGGUCAGUUUCCGCGCUUGGGGCGAAGAGGCUUUCCGAAUCUGGGAUGAAUGGCGUCGCAUCUACCCCCGCGGAUCGCCUACUGAAACCUACCUCGACACCACCAAGAACGACUCGUGGCUUGUCUGUGUCGUCGGUCAGCAGUUUGGCGCCGGCACUAAGCAGGGCUCUAAGGAAGAAGAGGACGAGGUCAAGUGGAUGUGGCGAGUCUUGGCUGGUGAGGAGGAAUAA
This is a messenger RNA of Penicillium bovifimosum, 2076 nucleotides long. Its product is annotated as methylenetetrahydrofolate reductase (NAD(P)H) MET12. Gene Ontology annotation, cellular component: cytosol. Gene Ontology annotation, biological process: tetrahydrofolate interconversion. Gene Ontology annotation, molecular function: methylenetetrahydrofolate reductase [NAD(P)H] activity; FAD binding. The record is from RefSeq and is a predicted model, not a curated record. The transcript has 2 exons. Lineage: Eukaryota; Fungi; Ascomycota; Eurotiomycetes; Eurotiales; Aspergillaceae. Bases 1 to 2076 code for a protein of 691 amino acids.